Messenger RNA from Oryctolagus cuniculus (rabbit), 2528 nucleotides. NCBI's taxonomy places the organism in Eukaryota, Metazoa, Chordata, Mammalia, Lagomorpha, Leporidae. The record is from RefSeq and is a predicted model, not a curated record.
GACGACACCACUGUGGGUAGGGUCCAGAUCCUGGAGCUCUGCCGAGGCGCCUCUGGACUGGGAGGAGAGGCCCCGCGUGUCCUCAGGGACGGCAGGGCAGUGGGAGAAAGCGUCCCCCAGGAGGGCCGUGCACACAGCACCAAGGCAGAGGCUCCAGAGGGGGUCAGGAAGCCCUGGGGGAGGGCAGGGAUGAGGAGUGUGCUGCCACUGCGGUCACCGGGGAGGUACCAGGCCUGGCUGCGAGGGCUGCUCUCACCUAAAGGCCCUACAACAUGCUUGGAAAGCUGGACUGGGGCUGGCCUUGUGGUGCGGUGGGCUAAGCCUGCGCCCGUGCAGGUCCCGGCUGUUCCUCUUCCGAUCCAGCUGUCCGCUAUGGCCUGAGGGCUUGGGCCCUGCUUCUGGGAGAUCCAGAGGACGUCCUGGCUUCUGGCUUCAGAUCGGCCCAGCUCUGGCUUUUGCAGCCACUUGGGGAGUGAACCAGCAGAUGGAAGACCUUUCUCUCCCUCUCUCUCUGCCUCUCAGAUAAAUUUACAAACAAACAAAACAGCCUGGACUGGAACCAGCACUCCUGUAUGAUAUUAAAAAUAAUAAUAAAAAAACUGGGCCCCCCAGCCCGGGCACCCCUGAAGGGGCAGCCACCCCUCGGCAGCUCUCCUGAGAUGGAGAAACAGGGCUGAGGAGACCAGCCCACUUGGUUCCAGCUGCUGCCCCUGGCCAAUGACAAGAGGGAUGAUGGCCUGGAGGCUGUGCCAGAGGGGGCGGAGAGGUGCCCUGGACGCUGAGGACUGAGGAGGAAACGGGUGUGGGCGUGUCCAAGGCCACGCUUCUGCCCCGAGCGUGCGUCUGCCAGGCAGCAGCAGGGCCCACCCCUGCCUAAAGUAGAGAGGUCUCGGGAGGAGGUGAAUGGACUCGUGCUGAUAGCCCACCACGGCCUGGUGCACCUCCAUUUCUUUCCAUUAUUUUUUUCAUAUUUAUUAAUUUAUUUGAAAGGCAGAGUUAGAGAAAGAAGGAAAGAGAUUUUCCAUCAAUUGGUUCAUUCCUCAUAUGGCCACAACGGCCAGAGCUGGGCUGAUCAGGAGCCAGGAGCAUCUCCUGGGUCUCCCACGUGGGUGCAGGGGCCCAAGCACCUGGGCCACCGUCUGCUGCUUUCCGGUGCAGUCGCGGGGAGCUGGAUCAGAAGUGGAGCAGCCGGGACUCUUUAACAGUAGCCCACGUGGGAGGCCGGCAGCACAAGCAGCAGCUUUACCCACUAUGCACAGUGCCAGCCCCUCCUUCCGCUGUCCCAAACAUACGGGGCCUGUCCAGGCCAGGCUGCCCCUCACUGUGCUGCUGUCUCGGGUCUCCAGCCCAAGGGAGACAGGACCCCUCCCCCACUGGGGACAUGAUGGCCAUCUGCAGAUAGGAACAGCUUCCCAGGGAGAAUCCCGGGAGCAAACCGAGGUGGUGUCCCCAAGGGUGUCCCUGAGGAAGCCUGUGCCACCAGGUGUGCGGCCACCACCGAGGUGGUGUUCCCGAGGAAGCCUGUGCCGCCGGGUGUGCCGUCACCACCGAGGGGUGUCCCCAAGGAAGCCUGUGCCGCCACCACCGAGGUGGUGUUCCCGAGGAAGCCUGUGUCGCUGGGUGUGCCGUCACCACCGAGGUGGUGUCCCCAAGGAAGCCUGUGUCGCUGGGUGUGCCGUCACCACCGAGGUGGUGUCCCCAAGGAAGCCUGUGCCGCCACCACCAAGGUGGUGUCGCCAAGGAAGCCUGUGCCGCCGGGUGUGCCGUCACCACCGAGGGGUGUCCCCGAGGAAGCCUGUGCCGCCGGGUGUGCCGUCACCACCGAGGGGUGUCCCCGAGGAAGCCUGUGCCCCUGGGUUAUGGCCGCCCGGCCACAGGGCUGCCACACUGGGCGUGCAGCAGGCCGGUGCCCGCUCCUGCAGGUCCUGUGUCCAACCUCCCAGGGGUGGGUCCGCUCUGCCUCUGCCCCUCCCCGCGGGCCCAGCCACUCUGCCGAAGGGACUUGUGGCCUUGUCACCACCUGCCAGACAGCACCCCAGCCCCUCCGCAGUCCUGGGGACAGGUGCAGGGCCAGGGACCACCCAUUUACUGCUCUAUGCGGUGGUCUGAGAGACAGAUCUCCCAUCUGCUGGUUCACUCCCCGAAUGCCUUCGACACCCAGGGCUGGCCAGGCCCAAGCUAGGACCUAGGAGCUCCUUCUGGGUCUUCCACACGGGUGGCAGGGACCCAACCCCUUGAGCCAUCACUGCCUCCGGGGGUGCACAGCAGCAGGAAGCCAGGACCCCAGUACGGGAUGCAGGCAUCCCAAGUGGUACUUGAACAAAAUCCUCCCAAGGCUGGGAGGCAACUUCCAUAUACUGCCUCUCGCCCCUAAAUGCCCUCAACGGCCAGGGCUGGGCGAGGCUGGAGCCGGGUCUCCCACCUCCCAGUGGGCACACAGCAGGAAGCUGGGCUCAGCCGCAGAGUGGGGACUGGAGCCCAGGUGGCCUCACAACCCCCUGCCGGACGCCCGCCCCGUUCUUGGACGC